AUGAAUUUGAUCCAACGAUCAUUCAACGCAUCGCAACGCGAACAUCCAAACCUGCACUUUCCAUCGAACCUCCAAACCCCGAGUGGCCACAACAUUUCCAAGACAUUAAGUCUCAUAGAGAACGCCAUCGGUUCUGUAGCUGUCAGCAUAAGCCAUGUCGGCUCGACAUCGGUGCCAAACCUUCCCGCCAAGGACGUCAUCGACAUUGACCUCGCCGUUGAGAACCCGACGGAUGAGGCCGCCUACGCGCCCGCACUUGAGAAGGCCGGCUUCCAGUUCCUCUUGCGCGAGCCCGAGUGGCACGAACAUCGCUUCUUCGCCAUGCACAGGCCGUUUUCCUGUAACCUACACGUCUUCAAAGUCGGGACGGCCGAGUUGGCCAGACAUCUCAUCAUGAAGGAGUGGUUGAUUGAACAUGACGAUGACAGAGAUCUGUAUGCAAAGACCAAGACGGAGGCCGCAGGCAUGAGUAAUUCGCUGGGUGAGACUGUGAUGGAAUACAAUUUUAGGAAAGAGAACGUCAUCCGUGCUAUCCUUGAACGGGCAUUCAAAGCCAAAGGAUAUCUUCCGUAG
Molecule: messenger RNA, 573 nt
Organism: Colletotrichum tamarilloi
Lineage: Eukaryota; Fungi; Ascomycota; Sordariomycetes; Glomerellales; Glomerellaceae
Exons: 1
Coding region: 1-573 (190 amino acids)
Source: RefSeq, a predicted model, not a curated record